This is a messenger RNA of Lathyrus oleraceus (garden pea), 513 nucleotides long. RefSeq lists its product as uncharacterized. The transcript is spliced from 2 exons. Lineage: Eukaryota; Viridiplantae; Streptophyta; Magnoliopsida; Fabales; Fabaceae. The coding region runs from base 22 to 444 and encodes 140 amino acids. The record is from RefSeq and is a predicted model, not a curated record.
UAUUGGUUAAGUCAACUUCCCAUGUUGAAUAAUCUCAAGGAUUUGGAGUUGGUGGCUUGUGGUGAUGAUAGCAUAAUACUUGGUGCUUGUGUUAUUUUAUUGAAAGCAUCACCUUCACUAUGUAGGUUCACAAUCAAGAUGCUAAAUACAGAACCUACUUUUAGAACAGAACACAAAUUUCCAAAGGAAUGUCAAUACAGUAUUAAGGAGUUGGAAUUGGUUGGAUUUUGUGGUGCAGCAUGUCAAGUUGAAUUAGUUAUGCACAUUCUUGAGAAUGCAGUUGAACUCAUGAAAAUAACUAUUGAUACAAGGUUACCAACUAAACCAAAAGUGCGGCUACUGGGCGAGGAGCAAUUCAAAACUUGGAAUUGCGAAGAAAACAGAAAGCAUGCUUUGCGACUGAAGGACAAAAUACCGCCUUCGAUUGAAUUUGUUUGUCUUUGACGAUAUAGGAUUACCUCUUGUAGAAUUGUAAAUCUCGCCGAGUUGUGAGACUUAGAACAUUAUAUAAAG